UUAGGGCAAAUCCACCGCUAUAGGAUAUAUUUUCUAUAGUAAAAAUGGGAAAAGUUUGCAUCGUAAACAGUUGCCAAAGUGGGCGUAAGAGGAAAAAACAGAAAAAUGUUACGAAAUCCGUAUCUUUUUUCCAACCAACGGUAAGUAUGUAAUUUUCACUACACCUUAUAAAACAAAGUCCCCCGCCGCGACUGUCUGUUCGUGGGUUUGAAUGUAUCUUUGCGAUAAACAAACUACUGGACGGUUUCAGUUCGAUUUUCAUGUAUCAAUAGAGUGAUUCUUGAGGAAGGUUUACGUAUAUAAUUUGUUGACUAUAGUUCGUUUUUUUUUAGCAUUAGAAAGAACUUGCAAGAAGGUAAGCGAUUUUGACAUGUCUUUUAAUUGAAAAACGCUUUUUAAAAUUCAAAAACUAUUACUGAUGAAAGCAGAAGAAUAUAAAUGAUCGUAUUAGAUUCAUAAUUGUUACAUAUUUGCCGUAACUUAUUUUUAAAAUGUGUUUUUCAAUUAAAAGACACAUCAAGAUUGUUUACCUAAUUUCUAAUGCUAAAAAAAACGAACUAUAGUGCGAAGCCGGUCGCUAGUUAUUUAAUAAAAUAUUAUAUUGUGAUUUUUAUAUUUUUCUUAUAAAAUUCACAAUUUCACUUCAACAAUUCUUCAUUUUUCUAUUAAUUCUCAGACUCCGGCACGGUUAGAAAGUUGGAAAAAGUCGUUAGGAAUUGCAUUAAAAGCAAAUGAUUAUAUUUGCCAUCUUCAUUUUAAAGAAGAAAAUAUAAAUAUGUACGAAAAGUUAACUAUUAAAGGAGAGCUCAAAUAUAUUCCUACACAAAGAAAAACGCUUAAGGAAGAAGCUGUGCCCACGAUUGAGCAUCAGUUUAUUCCCAUUCCCGAACAUGAACUCCAAGCCAAUACUAUUCACAUAGAGGAAUCUUUCGAACCAUACCCCAAUCAACCUAAGGACGAGCAGCAACAACAAAUCAAUGCCGAGCAACAGGAAUUAUCAGAAGAUCAAAAUGAUUCUAAUAAUUUAAUGGAUUAUGAAAUGAUACAACAGGACUUUGCGGAACCAUUGUUUAGUCAAUAUCAGGAUACUAAUGUAACAAUUAAUCCAAUAGAGAAUUUUAAAAGUAAGUUUCGGGCAUUUUCGUUGUUGCCGCCUUUUUGGCUACAUGCAGAAAAUCCUAAUGGGCUGGAAUUUAUGCGAAUGGAUCCAAAAACUCAGAAGAUUAAACAUCAUAUACGUUUAAACGAUGAUCUAACUGUCACUGUAAUUUUUCCCAAUAAUGAACAAUUGCCACUAAAGGAGAAAAUUAAUUCAUAUGACAACACCUACGAUUACUUAAAAUCGGUUGAAAGAUGGCCUUUGUGCGUUGGUACUCAGAUUGACGACAAUAAAUUUUGUAAAGGUGUGAUUAUUGGUGAUGAUACUUACGAAAGAAAUCAACAGUACCCAAGAUGUAAAUCUUGUCGAAUAUUACGAAAUCGUUUGCAGAACCGUAAUUCCACUUCAACUCUAUUACAAAAAAUGGCAGAAGCUAAACGGCGCGCUUCAAAUCUUGUACAUAAAUGCAAGCGUCUGAAGAGGACGACCCCUUACGGAACUGUGAAAAAAAGACAUUGGGAAGCGGUAUUAGAGGAAGAGAAUUAUCGUCAGCCUAACUUAAAAAUCGCUUACAAGUUAACACCAGCGCAUUUGAAACCGAAGGGUUUUCAAGUAAUGAAUGUUCCUCUUGCAACUGAAGUGUUUGGUCACGAAAUUUCGGUCGCCAUGGCUCACUAUCAACCCUAUUGCGAGGAAUUGAAGGAUUCAACUGCAACACAAAAAUUUAUUGAUCUUGUAUUCAAUUUGAUACAAGCUAUGUCUUCGCGUAUACCAAGAGAUGCUCUGUACGUGAAUGAAAAUUGCAGACGAAGAAAGGCAAUCCAGGAAUUUUUAGAAUUCCUUGCAGACUGGGAAAAGCUCGAAAAAAAAAAUACCUGUGUCAAGGAGCACGUUAACUGGAUUAAAAGUAACUUUACGGGCAACACUUGAAAUUUUGGAUAUGCUGAAUGUUGCAUGUGAUUACAAGUAUUUGAUGACAGCAACCCUAUCUCAAGAUCCGUUGGAGAGAUUUUUCUCCGUCAUGAGAUAUUCGUGUGGAGGAAACGAUCACCCUGAUCCCAAAAUGUUUGCACAAGUUUACCGAUUGGCGUCUUGUUUUUCCCUAAUACGCCCUCCGAAAGGUUGUAACGUUUCCGGCAAAGAUUUGCUGAAGAACUUACUAGGAGCAAAGGAUAUGGUAACUGGUUCAAACGAGGCUAAGCAAGCAUGGCUGGAAAGCCUCGACCAUAUACUAGAUAAUGGUGAACCAUUGAUUGAUGGUUAUGAAGACCAUGACUACAACGAGGCUGUCACCAGUGACGCGGUGCAGUCUUACAUUGCUGGGUACAUCGUCCGCAAAUUGCGAAAAAUCGUAAAAUGCAAUAAUUGUUUGAAACCCAUACAAAUGAGUCCCAAUGAGGGAAAAAUGUUAAUGAGAAACGACGUAAUCGAUAAAAUGGAUUUAUACGGCGGGUUAAUUUAUGCUAGUGACGAUCUAUUCAAUCUGACCAAAAUGAUAGAGAAAUGUGUGUUAAGAGCAAUAAGCAAAGCUUUAACCAAUAUGGAGACGAUCAGUGAAAUUACGCAAGAAUUACAAAAAG
Cydia fagiglandana is the source of this 2679-nucleotide messenger RNA. RefSeq lists its product as uncharacterized. The record is from RefSeq and is a predicted model, not a curated record. The coding region runs from base 776 to 2029 and encodes 417 amino acids. The transcript is spliced from 7 exons. Lineage: Eukaryota; Metazoa; Arthropoda; Insecta; Lepidoptera; Tortricidae.